Lichtheimia ornata is the source of this 633-nucleotide messenger RNA. RefSeq names its product ATP synthase F1, delta subunit. Gene Ontology annotation, molecular function: proton-transporting ATP synthase activity, rotational mechanism. The record is from RefSeq and is a predicted model, not a curated record. Gene Ontology annotation, biological process: proton motive force-driven mitochondrial ATP synthesis. The transcript is spliced from 4 exons. The coding region runs from base 1 to 633 and encodes 210 amino acids. Gene Ontology annotation, cellular component: membrane. Lineage: Eukaryota; Fungi; Mucoromycota; Mucoromycetes; Mucorales; Lichtheimiaceae.
AUGGCCUUGAAUCGUCUCACGACUGCCGUUCCCAAGUUGGCUCGUGGCUAUGCCGCUGCCGCUGCUCCCAAGCCUCCAGUUACUUUGUUCGGUAUUGAUGGUCGUUACGCCACUGCUUUGUAUACCGCUGCUGCUCGUCAGAACGCGCUCGAAGCCGUUGAACGCGACUUGUCCCAGCUUCAAACUCUUAUCAGCAAGGAUAAGGCUGUCCAAGGCUUUUUGGAGAACCCCACUGUUGCUGGCAAGGCCAAGGUCGAAGGUAUCUCUGCUUUGUUGAACAAGGCUGGCAAGGUCAACCCCCUUACCAAGAACCUCUUUGAGGCCCUCAACGAAAACAGCCGUCUUGAUCAAACCGCCAAGGUCCUCAGUGCCUAUGCUGAAUUGAUGAGCGCUCACCGUAACGAGCUUUCCUUGACUGUCACCUCUGCCAAGGAACUCGACAAGGCUACUUUGAACAAGAUUGCCGAUUCUCUCCAAAAGAGCAAGCUCGCUGAAGGCAAGAAGCUUUUGGUUUCCAACAAGGUCAAGCCUGAUAUCCUUGGUGGUAUCCUCGUUGAGAUUGGUGACAAGAGCAUCGAUUUGACUGUUUCCGGCAAGGUUGCCAAGCUCAACAAGCUUGUCACUGGUGAGUAG